AUAACAGCAUGGGCACCAUCAAUCAGGAUGCCCUGGACAAAUUAAAAUUUGUAGGGGAAAUCACGGAAUUAAUCAAGGUGAGAACUGGCAGCAUUCCGGACGAGCAAGCAACAUUUUCCACAUACUUCCCCAUCUUUGUUUGGGCAGUGAGAGAUUUUAAUCUGGAACUGGAGAUUAAUGGGCAGAUGGUCACAGAGGAUGAUUACCUGGAGAACGCCUUAAAGCUUAAAACACCUGAGAGGUCACCUGACGAUAAGGAGUAUAAUGAGCUGAGGAAUCGUCUCCGGAUGUAUUUCGGGAAACGGAGAUGCUUUGUGUUUGAUGCCCCAGCUGACUCCAGAAAACAGCUUAAGGAUUUGGAACAUUUACCCGAUGAUAGACUGAAUGAGGAUUUUGUGCAUCAGAGCGCCCGUUUCUGUGACUACAUUUUCAAGAACGCCGAGGUUAAGAGAGUGGACAUCACAGUUGAUGUCACUGGACACAGACUGGGUGAGCUGACAAAACUUUACACUGAAGCUAUAAACUCCAAUGUUGUCUGCUUGGAGGAGGCGGUGGUUUCCUUGGCUGAGAAAGAGAACAAAAUUGCCAUUCAGGAAGCAAGUGAGCAUUAUGAGAACAAGAUGAGGACAGUUGUGAUGCCCACUGAAACACUCCAACAAUUCCUGGAUCUGAGCAGUCGGUUUGAAGAUGAAGCUCGGAAGAUAUUCCUGAAAAGAUCAAUUAAGGAUAAAGAUAAGAAAUUCCUUAAAGAACUUAUGGAUGACCAGUUAGAUGUGACAGCCCGGAACACUUUAUGCCAAAGCUUGUCUUUCUGGAUGCAGUCACUGAAAACCUUGCAGGAGAGGAUUAACUCGUCCAAGCUUACAUGCUACUGCAGAGAUGCAGAGCCUCAAGUGCAGUCAGAUCAUAAAAAUGUAACAAAGAAGAGAUUGGAUUUUAUCUUUGCAAAUGAGACGAAGUCUCGGGAGGUGUGCGCGGCUCUUAUUAAGAAACAUUCUGCAGACUUCGAGAGAGCUUUGGCUGAAGGACAAUUCAGCAUACUUGGAGGACAUGCAAAGUUCCUGCAGAGCUUAAAAGCCCUAAAACAAGAAUAUAUUAGGGAAGAAAGAAAAGGUGUGAAGGCUGAAGAGGUGCUCCAGGAAUACUUGAUAUCCAGACAAGCUGCUGAAAUAAUAAUCAUACAAGAGGACAAUGCUCUGACACAGAAACAGAAGGAAGAGGAAGAGAUACUCAAUAGAAAACAAAUGGAGGAAAUAAAAGAAAGGCUUGCACAACUGGAAGAGGAGGAGAAGAAUCAGAAGUCAUCUGAAGAGAUGGCCAACCUUAUGAAGACUGUUGAACAGUUACAGGAGAUGUUAGUGGAAGAGAGAAGAAUUAUGAAUGAGAAGCUGGAACAAGUCGUCAAGGAGAAGGAAAUGGAACGGAAUUUGUACCAAAUGCAGGAGCAUAGGGAGCAAGCUGAGAAGUACGAUGAACACAUCAGAGAGCUUCAGAGUUUACUCACCUCUGCCAAUACUGAGCAAUUCAAUGCUACCCCUAUAGUCCACCCAGCCUCAGGUAUGCUCCUGUAUCUCUUGGACCGUCUCCCUCCCUGUGGAAAUGGAACUCUGUCCAUCACAGUUUGCUCAAACCCUGAACCUGUCCAAAGUCCCAGCCACCUACUGAUCCUAAUGAGUUUCUCUCUCAAAGACUUGAUGAACAGGAAGCUGAUGAAGUCCAGGUGA
Nanorana parkeri is the source of this 1724-nucleotide messenger RNA. Its product is annotated as guanylate-binding protein 4-like. Lineage: Eukaryota; Metazoa; Chordata; Amphibia; Anura; Dicroglossidae. Gene Ontology annotation, molecular function: GTP binding; GTPase activity. Bases 9 to 1724 code for a protein of 571 amino acids. The record is from RefSeq and is a predicted model, not a curated record. The transcript is spliced from 11 exons.